CCCGAGCGCCAGCCAAUGGGAGGCGGCCUUCUUGGCGGCGGCGCAGCCCUAGUGAGUCUGAGAGGAUCUGGGGCGCCGCUGCGGGCGUGGAUACAAGCAUACAGAUGGCAGAUAACAGUAAAACAGAAGAUGCUGCCUCAGAUUCUGUGGAAGCUGCUAAAAAUACAAGCGACAAAAAAAGAAAAGCUAGCAGAUCAGGUGAUGCAAAAUCCACAAGUCCUGGCAGCUCUUCAAGAGCGACUUGAUAACACAUCUCACACUCCUUCAAGCUAUAUUGAAACUUUACCAAAAGCAGUGAAAAGAAGAAUUGAUGCCUUGAAACAGCUCCAGGUGCAAUGUGCCCAUAUAGAAGCUAAAUUCUAUGAAGAAGUUCAUGAUUUAGAGAGAAAAUAUGCAGCCCUGUACGAGCCUCUCUUUGAUAAGAGAAGGGAAUUUAUCACUGGUGAAGCUGAACCUACAGAUGCAGAGUCGGAAUGGCACAGUGAAAAUGAGGAAGAAGAAAAAUUAGCUGGAGACCUGAAAAAUAAAGUAGUAAUAGAAGAAAAAGCAGCAGCAACAACAGAAGAGGCGAACCCCAAAGGAAUUCCAGACUUCUGGUAUACAAUCUUUAGAAAUGUAGAUAUGCUAAGCGAAUUAGUACAGGAGUAUGAUGAACCAAUCUUAAAACAUCUGCAGGAUAUUAAAGUUAAAUUUUCUGAACCAGGACAGCCUAUGUCUUUCUCAUUAGAGUUCCACUUUGGGACCAAUGACUACUUUACUAAUUCAGUCCUGACAAAAACCUACAAGAUGAAGUCAGAACCAGACAAGACGGAUCCUUUUUCAUUUGAAGGCCCUGAAAUAGUUGAUUGUGAGGGGUGCAGUAUUGACUGGAAGAAAGGAAAAAAUGUUACAGUUAAAACAAUCAAGAAGAAGCAGAAACACAAGGGUCGGGGCACAGUUCGAACAAUUACUAAACAAGUCCCCAAUGACUCGUUCUUUAACUUCUUCAACCCAAUAAAAGUAUCUGGGGAUGGCGAGUCACUGGAUGAAGAUUCAGAGUUUACUUUAGCAACAGACUUUGAAAUCGGACACUUCUUCCGUGAAAGGAUAGUUCCUCGUGCUGUGCUUUAUUUCACUGGGGAAGCUAUAGAGGAUGAUGAUAAUUUUGAAGAGGGAGAAGAAGGAGAAGAGGAGGAAUUGGAAGGUGAAGAGGAGGGAGAGGAAGAGGAGGAUACAGAAAGUGAGCCUAAGGUGUAAUUUAAGUCUGUUUAUCAUUCAUACAUUUCUAGAAAGAUGCCAGCCAGCCUGCUGAAUGCAAACAACAGUAAUAAGGAAAUACCACUUCAGAGUGAUAUUUGAACAACUUGUAACAAAUAUUUGGAUACCUGGCCUGCAGUUCAGGAUAUUCCAUUGCUGCAGCACAAUCUUAUUAACAAUGCUUAAACUUAAUUUGUUUUAAAAUGCAUGAUUUUUCACUAACUCUUCUUUUUUUGCUUAACUUGUACAGUGGCAACUUCAAUGCAUUUGGGAAAUAUGAGGUUUAAAUAAAGCACACUCUACAGCCUUUGGUACACUGUAGCUAAAUAAUUGUCAGUAGGCUUUCUGAUGAGCCUCUUGCCUCUUCAUAGGGACAUAAUCCAAAUGACAAAGUAAAGACUAUCCAUUUUCUUGUUGAACUUUGAAAAUUGUGGAAUAGCCCAUGUGCCGAGAAGCUAAACUAUAAAUGGAUUACAUGAGUGGUAGUUAAAGGAAAUGCAGCAAUAGGACUUGACUCUUUUUUGCUAGUUCCCACCUCCCACCCUUUUUAAAAAACAUUUCCUGCAACCUACAAAUCAAAUUAGUGCUUGCGCUUUUUUAAAUGUCAUAUUUAUUAUCUGAGUAAAGCCAAUUAAAUUGAAGUAAAUUUUACUUUUAUCAUUAUUGAAAGGGUGUCAUAUUUGAGAUUUACUUAGUUGUUCAUCUUUGUAUUUAUUUAUUCAUUCAUGUUUGUAAGUACUUUGAAAGAAUUAGUGCUUUUUAAUAGUUUUUAAGAUACUUGAAAAUAUUUUCUUCCUGUUUUGCAUAAAGUAUGGGUACUUGUACAAGGAAAAUUUGACUAGUCUUUCUCAAGGUGGUAGCUUAGACAAAAAUGAACGUGCUUCAAAGUGACAAUUCUUUAGGGGAAAAUCCAAACUAUCUACAGCCAAAUUGUUGCUGUCAAUAGAAGUGGGUUGCAGCCAAAGAACCAGAACAUUUCCAAUAGUCUUAUUGCUUAGUAUCCAGCAUGGCAGGGACUUUCACUCUGAGCAUAUAGAUUAACAAAAUUUAACUUGGUAAAUCUGAAGUUUUGGUGUCUUAUUCGUAGCUCAAAUUACUCCGUUCCACAAUUUGUUUAAAAGCUCUGAAGUCUUCAAAACUACCUGUUGUUGUUGCGCAGUACUUCAGUUGCACACUUCUAGUUUAAGCAUCCAAAUGCCAAUCUCUGGCAUCAGUUGAAUAGCAACUGUAUCAACACUGUGACCAGGCAUGUAGAGUGCUCCAGCCUUACCUUACACAUUUGUAACUUAAUACGGUGUUUUCAAUUUGUACAGAAUAGUUAGAAUAUUCUAUUAAAGUUGUGAAACAUGAAAAGU
Gavialis gangeticus (Gharial) is the source of this 2591-nucleotide messenger RNA. RefSeq names its product nucleosome assembly protein 1 like 4 (gene NAP1L4). Gene Ontology annotation, molecular function: histone binding; chromatin binding. The coding region runs from base 16 to 1236 and encodes 406 amino acids. Lineage: Eukaryota; Metazoa; Chordata; Crocodylia; Gavialidae. Gene Ontology annotation, biological process: nucleosome assembly. Gene Ontology annotation, cellular component: nucleus; chromatin. The transcript has 16 exons. The record is from RefSeq and is a predicted model, not a curated record.